This is a messenger RNA of Amoebophrya sp. A25, 2020 nucleotides long. The record is from the annotation of a GenBank genome assembly. NCBI's taxonomy places the organism in Eukaryota, Dinophyceae, Syndiniales, Amoebophryaceae.
GCUAGCGACAAGCACAUCUCAUUUUAUUAUACUGAUACACACAACAGGAGGUGUUUAUCUCAAUCUCACAUAUAUCCCACUCAUGAUCUAACAAUAUUCAUAUUGUUUUCUGAUCUUGAUCAUUUUUAAGCUUGUGAUAUUUAUUCUUUGCGACCUUGUUUUUGUUAUAGUGAUUCAUCACCAAAAGCGAAAAUUAUCGUUACCCCUUACUCUUUCAUUUGUUCUUUGUAUUUGUAAAGUGCGUACUUAUCUACUUCAUCAGCAGACAAACGACCAGAAUGUCAGCCUCCAUUCUUGCGCAGGCUGCUUCAUUGUUGAAGCCUGGUGAGCGCAUCGCCAAGCAUGGAGAGGCGAGUGGCGAAGCGAGUUCUAGCAAGCCUGAAGCCCCAAAGCGCAUCUGCGACGCCCCUGCGAUACUAUUGAAACGCGAUGAAAUCAAGUACAAACCAGCUGCUGGGCAAAAGCAUGUCCCGUGGAUUGAGACCCUUGCUGUGACAGCAGCAAAACCGUUGGACAAAACUGAGGCUGAAGAAGACGUCAAAAGAGAACAAUCCUUUCUAGCACAGGGUAUUUUCAUAGCUCCCUCACUUUGUUCUCCGCACUCUCAUAAAGAAGACCUCCGUAGAGCAUACAACUGUGAGGUACUAGAGGACUAUGGAUCGUCCUCUAGUGUCAGAGUCAGUCUGAUCAUAACCUCCAGAACUUUCUUGCCCUUGUGAUGUUGUUAUCUCUAUCAACUGUGAUCAGUGUAUGCCUAGAUGUAGAAGAGCUAUACCAGCUAUAAUAAAUCAAUUUUGAAGUGGUCUAUUUUCAUCUUACGCUUAGUUAUGCUUAACUGCUUUUUUGAUAACAUACAUGAUAACAGCUAAGGAACUCGUUGCUGAGGGGUACCGAAGACUUCGCGUUAUGAAGAUUCCAGCAACAAGACCGGAUGACUUUCUCGCGGAGAUGUUUAAGACUGACGACCAAAUGCUGAAGGUCCGAACCCGUAUUGUGGAUGAGCAAAAGCGUAUCGGCGCCGUGGAGGAGCGAAAGAGAAACCAGGCAAACGCUAAGUUCGGAAAGGCAGUCGGGGUUAAGCGUGCUGAAGAAAAAGCCAAGAAGAGAAAACAAGGAUUGGACCAAAUCGAGAAAUGGAAGUACCUACCAUAAUAUCAUUAAACUCUUGAUAUUACAAGAAUAUAAUAGACUCAAAGAACCUGCUGGAUGAACGUAAACAACUUGAUCUACUUUGAGUUCGAUGUUGUAUUGGAAAACUUCGUCCUGCUGUAUGCUUCCGGUAUUUGGUAACCCUAACCUGAAUUUGAUCAUAGGGGAAAACAAGAAGAGAACCCUUGUGAUCAAAUUCAGGUUACCAAAUACCGGAGCCAUUAAUUUGCAUGAUGAAGCAGACACUAUUACUCACGACUCAUUUGCAGGAAAGUUUUGUCCGCCUCAACCUGAUUACGGUAGCUGACACUUGAUACGAUCCUCUUCCUCAUACGUAAUAUGAUUCCACUCUCAAAUAAAACAACCACCAGGUCCGACAAAGACAAAGAUUCAGAGGGCAAGAGCCUAGAGGACGUGCUCUCAGGCGUGAAAAGUAAGCAAAAGAAGGAAAAGGGGAAAGGUAAGAAGGGUGGGGGCAAGAAGGGGCCAAAAAAAGGUGGUGGCAAGUCGUCUGCUGGAAAAGGCUCAGGCAAGAAGGGCAAAGGCAACGGCAAAGGCGCAAAAAAAGGAGGAAAAAAGAGAAAGUAGAACGACUGCUCCGUUACGUAGACAACCAUAUUAUACUUAUAUAAUAUAGCUGAAUACUAUGGGGCGUCGCGAUGAGGGACUGCGAAACUCUUCACCGUACUUGGUCUUCGUGAAGUCGAGCUAGUUUCCUGGUCGCGCGCCCAGCAAAAAUGCCGUAGGAGAGUUGUCGUGACACUUUUAAUGGAUGCUCUCAUUCGGAAGCGAACUCAAAAACAAUUCAUGCAUGUUCUUGUCCUUCUACGAUCAAAAAAAGAGUAAAGGAAGCCAGCGCAAUCAUGUUGCC